AUGUGUGUCUGGAGAAUUCUAGCGCUUUUUUCCUCUGUAAUUGCAGAUUCGAGAAAGUGUUCAAACAGAUCGAGAUACUGUGCUUAUUUGACGAAAAAUACUUGGAUUGGGGCUUCGAAAAACGAGUCUUGUGGAAGUUGCUUCGAUGCGAAAAUUAAAGUUGAUUUGAAUGAAGUUUUUGAUGGUUAUUGGUUCACAAGCGAAGACAACUUAUACAUCGCGUUCAGAGAAAAAGUGGACUUUACUGAAAGAAAAGUAGCUUACUGGAAGGAAGAAGGAGAGAGCUUUAUCUAUAAAAUAUCUCUUCCGAAAGAAUCAUCGUUUGGAUAUGGCAAUACUCUUAUUGAACUGAAUCUUCAAUUCAUGACGAGAAAAUCAAUCAGUUCAACAGACGAGAUUUUCGCUUGGAUAAUGAUUUGCCCCUGCAGCGCUAGAAACAGCGACGAUCCAUGUGCCGCAUCGGAGGAUCCGUUGGACAGCUUCGAUGGAAAAUUUUGCCGAUCAAAGAAAAAGGGGAAGAAGGUUGUUUGCAUGGCACUUUGCGAUAAGGAAGGAAAGAGAAAAAUGGCACAGCCAAAUACUGCUGCCACUUGUUAUCGCGAAUCGGAUACACACGCGGCUGGAAGGUGGGAAGUCCUGAGAAAUCGAAUUGGAUCCUGCUGA
This is a messenger RNA of Oikopleura dioica, 663 nucleotides long. Lineage: Eukaryota; Metazoa; Chordata; Appendicularia; Copelata; Oikopleuridae. The record is from the annotation of a GenBank genome assembly.